This is a messenger RNA of Ambispora leptoticha, 612 nucleotides long. NCBI's taxonomy places the organism in Eukaryota, Fungi, Glomeromycota, Glomeromycetes, Archaeosporales, Ambisporaceae. The record is from the annotation of a GenBank genome assembly.
AUGCGUGAAGUGCUGGAAGAUCUUGAACAAGCUGAGGGAAAAAAAAAAAUUGAAAGAAAAGCUAUGGAGGCCAAUAACGCUACUAAUGCUUCUGAAGAGGGCUCUAACAAUACGCCCAGCAUUAGUAAUAAUGGAUAUGUUCACUCAGUGGUACUAGUAUGCCUUGAUGCAUCAGAUGUAAAACUUGAGAGCGCAACACAAAUACCUCUUGCGAAUCUUGAUCCAAACAACUUUGUGCAAUCGCUUCGAAAUUUAUAUGAAUUGGUGGCAAAAACACGAUUUCCAAAACGAUGGGGUGACGUGGACGCUACGAAAAUAUUUUUUCGCCUUGAAUGGAGUGAUCCGCGUCUAAUUCCUUUGAUCGAUGAGAGUACAUUUAGACAGUUUUGGUCAGCGUAUUCAACGAUGGUAACUGAUUUGCAGUUGGUUGUGUAUACACGACGAAGUACAGUGAAAAAACCACUAGUCAUAGGUACAGAUAUCGAUCCAUUAACAUCGAUACCAAUCGCUCCUUUGACUCCACGAAAAAGUCCCCCACGAAUUACAAAUCCUGGACCGGGCAAUCUCGAUAUGAUUUCAGAGAGCCUUGCUUCUUCGCCAACAUUUCAACAG